UCAACAUCUGUAUAUUUUUUAAUUUAAUUAUUAAGAUGAAAUACCUUUAUUACCCUUUUAACAUAAAAUUGGAAUUAAUCAACACCAGAUCAGAACUCAUUUCACGACCUCCAGUCUUUCAGCUUCAUCUUCAACCCCAAUUUUCAAUUUUUGUUCUUCCACCUCAGUUUUUGUUCAACCUCAUCAUUCUAAGCUUCGUCGGAGGGCUCUCCUGGGCCACCGACAAUGAUGCGCUGUUGAGGGCCUUUUCUCCGUUGAUCAUCAACGAUUGCGAGACCGGGAGGUCCAGGGGCUUCAGCUUCAGCUUCGGCUUCGUCACCUUCAGCAACGAGAAGGCCAUGAGGGACGCGAUCGAAGGCAUGAACGACUAGAACUUCGACGACUGUAACAUCACCGUCAACGAGGCCCAGUCUUGUGGAAGCGGCAGUGGUAGUAACAGAGGUUACAGCCACGGAGGUGGCGACAUCGCAUUGCCUAUUUGAUUUGAUUUUUCUCUUUUUCUCUAUCUUUGGUUUAAAUGUGGAAAAUGGAUUAAAAAAACAAUUUGUAGGUGUUUUCUGAAUUUUAGUUUGCUAUCUGGUGUUGGUUGAUUUUGAAUUGGUUAUAUGUGU
Molecule: messenger RNA, 611 nt
Organism: Prunus dulcis (almond)
Lineage: Eukaryota; Viridiplantae; Streptophyta; Magnoliopsida; Rosales; Rosaceae
Product: 28 kDa ribonucleoprotein, chloroplastic-like
Exons: 2
Coding region: 36-371 (111 amino acids)
Molecular function (GO): mRNA binding
Source: RefSeq, a predicted model, not a curated record